UCCAAUCUUAAACCACGUCGGUGGAUACCCAAUGCAAUGUCCCAAACGGGCGACUAAACACCGACCCAUCGUUCCUCCUCGUAGCUGCUAACAUUUUUCACAUCUGGGGCUGGGGGCCUGAAGCAAAGCACUUGAUUUCAGAGCCAAAUUGGGCCGUUCAUCGAGGUUAAACCAAUUCAAGGGCUUCAAUCAGCAAUCAGCUUCUCUUUCCUCAAUGACCCAUUUCUUCCCUCUUCACUUUUCCAGUUCCCAUGUCGUUGUUCGAAUGUUUUGGCCUUGAGCCACCACAAAAUCGCUUACGACACCAUCCAUUUCAAGUAUAUCAGCAUCAGCAUUUAAAACCCUCGAAGGUUGGGGUCCUCUUGAACUGAAGCAUCCUCUUCUGUGUCGAAACUCUCAGAAUCGUAUGGCAAAUGCAGUGCCAGAUUCAUUUCUAGUCGAUUUCCCGAUGACCCAGGUAGCCUCAAUGCAAGAGAUGCUUUGGUUUCGAGGAAAACGAGGAGGAAGACGACUGAUAUUAGGAAGCUUUCAAAUAGUUGUGGGGAGCUAAUUAUGUUGGCAUUUUAAAAUGUCAUUUGUUGUUCAUCCUCAAACCAGGGACAUUCUGGUUAGUCCUUCCAUUGCCCCUCUGCAACCUUCUUCUUCAUUGGCAUAUAACAGCGACUACCAAAAACAAUCAGCUCUUCCCAGUUCCUCUAGCAGUAAGAUAAGCCCUGCUGUUCUUCUAGUCAUAGUUAUUCUAGCUCUUCUCUUUUUCAUCUCUGGUCUUCUUCACUUGCUUGUGAGAUUACUUGUGAAGCAAAGAUCUUCACCAUCAUCAAUUCCUGAAUCCAAUAGUAAUAGGUUUCUGGAAAUGUCUGAUUCAUCUGCCUUCCAAAGACAGCUACAGCAGCUCUUCCAUCUUCAUGAUUCGGGUUUAGAUCAAGCCUUCAUAGAUGCACUCCCUGUGUUCCUUUACAAAGAGAUAGUGGGAUUAAAAGAGCCAUUUGAUUGUGCUGUAUGUCUUUGUGAAUUUUCAGAACUAGACAAGCUAAGAUUGCUCCCUUCUUGCAGUCAUGCUUUUCACAUAGAUUGUAUAGACACAUGGUUGCUUUCUAACUCAACGUGCCCUCUUUGUAGAGGGACCCUUUACUCACCUGGACUUGCCAUUGAAAACCCUGUAUAUGGUUUUGAAGAUUCAGAAGAAACAGAGGAAUCUACAGAGGAUGGAAGAAGAAUUAGUAUCCCUACAGCUCAAAAAGCUCCAGAGAGUGACAUUAAUGGUGAAAAGAGGGUGUUUUCAAUCAGACUUGGGAAGUUUAGGAACUUGAAUAGUAAUGGAGGAGUGAGAGGCUUGGAGAAAGGAGAAGGAGAAACCAGCAGUAGCAGCAGCUUGGGUGCAAGAAGAUGCUAUUCAAUGGGGUCUUAUCAGUAUAUUGUAGCUGAUUCAGAAUUGCAAGUGGCAUUAAGUACGAGCAAUCUAAGAGAUUCACAAACUGGGAAUUGCUCAGUUGAUGAUGAUAAUGCGGAAGGGAAGAAGAUUAAGAUUGGAAGUAAAAAUGAAAGCUUUUCUGUUUCGAAGAUCUGGUUAUGGUCCAAGAAGGGUCGACAGCCAAGUGGCGCAGACACCCAUGUGCUGCGAGCUAAUUAAGGUUCUGGUGUUGUGUCAGGGACUGGUAAUCUCAAGGUACUCUUCAGUUUUGAGGUGCUCAUUGUGUUCUGUACUUUCUGCAUCAGAUAUCAACGGCCUUGUUCUUUGGAAAAUGAUAAUAAAAACGAAUCUUCGAGGCCUGCCUGCCUUUAUCAUAUGGUUAUACUAAUUAAUAGCAAUUUCUUUCUAUUGAUUGCUCUUUGUUGCUUUGAAUGCCACUGGCCCGUGAACUUCCCUUUAACUAAAUGAGUUUGAGCCAACAAGGCCUCCGUGAUAUGAAAAAUGCCAUAUUUGGUGCAAUUGCUUCACCGUUGAUGUACCUGUAUGCUUAUUCUUUCAGUAAGUUCCACUAAUUCUUAACCCAUUGAUGGCGUCGGUUUCUCGA
Cucurbita moschata (crookneck pumpkin) is the source of this 2015-nucleotide messenger RNA. RefSeq names its product RING-H2 finger protein ATL46-like. Bases 569 to 1630 code for a protein of 353 amino acids. Lineage: Eukaryota; Viridiplantae; Streptophyta; Magnoliopsida; Cucurbitales; Cucurbitaceae. The record is from RefSeq and is a predicted model, not a curated record. The transcript has 2 exons.